AUGGUAGAAUAGACUCAAGAUUAAAAAGCAAGAGUGAAGAUUAUCUUUGUAAUGAUUGAUGGAUUAGGAGAUAAUAAUUAUUACUAUCCAGAGGAUUAAUAAUCAAAGACAGGACUAUGUGGUAUACAUGAUCCUGUACAAAGUGGAUUAGCUUGCGGAAGUGAUACUGCUCAUAUGUCUGUAUUUGGUGGAAGAGGCGCUUUUGAAACAAUGGGAGCUGGAGUUGAGAUGUCGAAAGAUGACAUAGCUUUCAAAUGCAAUUUCUCUUAUAUCAACGAUGAAAAUGAGAUUGUCGAAAGAAGAAGAGUAGAUCGCCAUUUUGACUGGGGCAUCCCAUUAUGCGAUGUUUUGAAUGACAUGAAAAUUCCUGACUUCGAGGAAUACAUUGUAAAAUGUGAAUAUGCAACAGAACAUAGAUGUGGGCUCAAAGUAACAGGAAAAAGUUUAUCUAGCUUAAUAACUGGUACUGAUCCACUAAAGGAUUAUAAAAAAUUGCUGCAAUGCAAAGCAGUAGAUGAAAAUAACAAAGAGGCUGUGUUUACUGCCAACUUGAUUAAUGCUCUGUCUUAGGAGAUCAGAAAAAUUCUUUCCAAUCACCCUAUAAAUUUAGAGAGAUAGAAAGGAAUUGGUCUAUCUUUUGGUGUUCAAUUGGUUGAUGUGGAGGGAACUACAGGAUAUUAUAACUCUAACCUUAACAAUAAAGCAAUAAAGGCAGCCGAGUUUAUUUAAAAACCAGAGUUUGACUAUGGUUUUGUACAUAUUAAAGCUAUUGAUGAUGCUGGUCAUGAUAAGAAUUUAGAUAUGAAGGUGUCAUAAUUAGAGAAACUCGACUAAGCAUUAAGACUUUUAAUUGAUGAAUUAGGCUAAGCCUCCAAUAAGGAAAAUCAAUACAUAAUAGCUGUUACUGGAGAUCAUUCAACUCCAAUAUUAAUGUAAGUUAAGUAAAUUUUUCAUAAUUUCUACAGCGGUGACCACACUUAAGAACCAGUUCCUAUAGCAAUAUCCUUAAUCAGCAAUAUUUAUGAAGAACUUUCUAAAGCAGACGUUAACAAUGAAAUAUAAAUCCUUAGAUAGCUUAAAGAUGAUGUUUAAGCUUUUAAUGAGUUUGACUGUGGUUCGAUUGAUAGCUCCCUUGGCAGAUAUUGCAGCAUAGAUACUAUCUAGGUUUUAAAAAGAUUGAAGGAAAGAGUACAAUAAUUACUAGUCUGA
Stylonychia lemnae is the source of this 1209-nucleotide messenger RNA. Lineage: Eukaryota; Ciliophora; Spirotrichea; Sporadotrichida; Oxytrichidae. The record is from the annotation of a GenBank genome assembly.